This is a messenger RNA of Scleropages formosus (Asian bonytongue), 2945 nucleotides long. Its product is annotated as chemokine-like receptor 1. The record is from RefSeq and is a predicted model, not a curated record. Gene Ontology annotation, cellular component: plasma membrane. NCBI's taxonomy places the organism in Eukaryota, Metazoa, Chordata, Actinopteri, Osteoglossiformes, Osteoglossidae. The coding region runs from base 62 to 1099 and encodes 345 amino acids. Gene Ontology annotation, molecular function: complement receptor activity; G protein-coupled receptor activity. The transcript has 2 exons. Gene Ontology annotation, biological process: complement receptor mediated signaling pathway; phospholipase C-activating G protein-coupled receptor signaling pathway; inflammatory response.
UGACUCCUCACUGACUACUGAGUGGAAGACAAGGACACAAUACACUUUUUUGUCAGUCGCUAUGGAGGACUUUGUGUACAAUUUCUACGAGGAUUAUAGUGACAGAAAUGACUCGCGAGAAACCAAUCAGGUGGUCGAACCCGUUACGUUCACCUUCGACGGCCAUUGGUCGUACCUGACUGCAGUUCUCUUGGCUCUCAACAUUGGCAUCUGCUUACUGGGAAUGUGUGGCAAUGGUGUGGUCAUUUGGAUCUCUGGGUUCAAGAUGAGGAGGUCCAUCAACUCCACCUGGUACCUCAGUCUGGCAGUGUCUGAUUUUGUGUUCUGCACCCUUCUCCCUUUCAACAUCACGAACAUGGCCACCUCGAACUGGCCUUUUGGCCUUGCCAUGUGCAAGGUGAGCUCUUUUGUCCUGUUUCUCAACAUGUUCAGCAGCAUCUUGCUUCUGGUCGCGGUCAGCAUCGACCGCUGCUUGAUUGUCAGUUUUCCUGUGUGGGCUCUCAACCACCGGACUACAAGAAAGGCUUCUGCUGUGGUCCUGACCGCCUGGGUCAUUUCUGCUGCACUGAGCAUGCCUGCCCUGGUCUACCGCCAGGUCAAAAGUCAAGGGAGCGCCACAGUGUGCUACACCAACUACGCCGGCGCCCACAGAGCUGUGGCCCUCAGCCGCUUUGUCUGUGGAUUUUUCCUCCCGCUGCUUGUCAUUUUCACCUGCUAUUCCUUUAUCAUUGCAAAACUGAAAGACAAGCGAAUCAUGAACUCUUCGAGACCCUUCCUUGUCAUGUCUGCCCUCAUCGCCACCUUCUUUCUGUGCUGGACACCCUACCACACAUUUGUGCUUCUUGAGCUCCACCUUGAAGGUGUCAGCUCUGGGGUUAUUCACACGGGACUGGAGAUUGGCAGCACCCUUGCGGCUGCCAACAGUUUCCUCAACCCCAUCCUCUACGUUCUGCUAGGCAACGACUUUCGGAAGAAGCUCAAAAGAUCCAUGUUUCAACGAAUUGAGAAUGCUAUUGCUGAGGAGGGCCACAGUCGCAGUCCCGGGCUGUCCAGGUUGGCCUCAGUGGAGCAAGGACGAGUAAUGUUGUCAGGUGUCUAACUGUCAUUGCGAGGGCUGUGCUCCACACACAGCUACAGCACAUCGCAGCACAUUAAGUCUGAGAGUGACAUUUCCGGUCAUGGUUCACCUUAAAAAUUAAUUUUGGACAUCUUUAAUGGUUUGGUGUUUUGUUUUUGCCGAUGUCUGCGAUGCUUCUAAAAGAAAACAGGGCACAUAAAUUAGAAAUGGAAAAGAAACGUUGACCCUCUUGAUAGUGCUCUACACAACGUACAAUAAUAUAUUUAAUUUUAAACUGCAGUAUAAGACAUGAGCUGGUAACAACUGCUGUGUUUGCAGUCAGUUACGAACAGGGAUCCCUCCUUUUACAGAAUGAAUUCUAAAACUGUGCCAUUAUUGAAAUUUCCGCUACCGAGAGUUUAUUUCCAAUUGUUUCGAAUGGAGAAAAAUAAGUGUCCCCAGUCUAUCCAAAAACCCUACACAAAUUUUCCCAAAUAUCCCUGGAACACCGUGAAACACCUAUAUAACUAUGAUUUCAGAUCAGUUCUCCACAGGAUAAGACAUAAUCCAAGCAGGGAUCCCCUAAAAACGUAGAAUUUCUUGUGAACAACUUUCUAAAACUGCUCACUGCUGCUAAAAUGUGCAUACAUACCCUAAAAGCUAACAGCUAAACUUUUCCCGCAAUCCGCUCUGCUGUCUCUGCGCUCACAAACACAUGCCCUAACUCUAAACACACUCACUCCCCCACAUAGUGAAAAUCACACACAUUUAUGCACUAAUAGGACAGUACAGGAGUAUAACUGAACCGGCACCCCUAAUAAAGCAACAACGCGGAUUCGUGUUCACAUGAGCGCGGCCCAUCAGCAGCGUUCGCACAGGACUGGACCGUGUAAUCGCAUUUGCAGCUUCACGUUACGCUUUGCUGCUCAUCUGUCCGAGCGCUGAACGGUUCAACUCGGCCCAAUUUACUAGGCAGGGACACCAACUUGUGGAUUCUGAGCACAGAGUCAUUGGUAUGACUGGUGCAAAAUGCUGCGCUGCGGCAAUCGAUCAAAAACCGGCAAGGCUGUAAAGCUCACCUGUGGCCUAUCAUGAAUUCAACAAGCGCUUUAAAUCUGACCCAGGUACCGUCUUCAUUACCGCAGCGGAACUUACCUGAGACCUGCUGGCACUUAAAUACAAAGGUGAGGUUCCUUCCUCCUAUAGUGACAGCAGUUGCCCUGAGUUUUCUAGUAGCCCCCUGUGAAAUAAGUACACGAUUGUAUUGAAAUGAGAACAGGUAGAGUAACCUGUCUGUCUUUGCUAUAAAUACACCUCUUUGUGUAACUGAGUGAGGUGCACCCAUCACCGUUUACUGCACAUUCUGUUAUGUUCUUCCACCUUCUGUUAGAAUACAUGUGAGUUAAUGCUGAGGGAUGCAGAGACACACAGCUGGGGUUCCUCAGGACCAUAGGCACUGACACCUGCAUUAAUACUGCAUUGUGCUGUCAUACAUCUUCAUAAAUCAUAAUGAGGAAAACUGUAUGGAAAACAUGGUACUGUAGUAAAUAUAUGUAAAACUCAAGAGGCAAUAUAAAGACAUUAUUACUGUAGGUAUUUAAAUACAGGCAGUCCCCGGGUUACCAACAUCCGACACACGUAGAACCCGUGGUUAGGAACCACCCCUCGUAAAGCCUAUUAUAUUAAAAAUUCGAGUUACAUACGGUGGUUCGUAAUAACAAACAGGCGCUACUUUGUGGCGCACAUCAAAAUAUUGCACUUCUACGGUGGUUUGUGGGCUCGGGGGCACGUGAGCCCAAGGUAGGGCAAAUACUUCCUUAUUUUCAGUCGGACCAUGUUGCUGUUAAGAGCGUCUUGGAGAAAAGCGUGUGCCGAAUGAAUAAAUGUA